CGGAGGAUGGAGGAGGAAGGUGGGAGGAGGAAGCAUAUGGGAAUCACCCGCUCUCCACCUCGCAACUGGAAGGGAAUUGGGAUCUCCCUGUUGGUGGUGGCCAUGCUGGCCUCGGUGCUCAUUGUGGCUAUUCUGAUGCUAACUCCAGAAGACCCCCCCUUGGGCUUCCGCAUCCCGCUGACUCUUGCUGACCUGGAGAGUGAUGAAUUGCAUGCCCACCACCCCCAAGUACACUGGGUGACAGAUGAUGAGCUAGUCGUCUUGAGUGACAUGGGGACAGUGAUGAAGUGGGACAUGCGCCAAAAGAACAGCACCCUGUUGGUGGAAGACAGAGAUCUGCAUUUCUUGAAGGCAUCCUGGUUUCAAGUGUCUCCAGAUCUGCAGUUCCUGCUUUUGGCUUAUGAUAUCCAACAGGUCUUCCGCUACUCUUUCACAGCUCAUUAUUUGAUCUAUAACAUGGACACCAGAGAAACCAGCAACCUAGAUGUCCCUGAGGCUGAGGCUGUGCGCCUGCAGCAUGCAACAUGGGGAGCUCAAAAUAACCAACUGGUCUUUGUGCUGGAUAAUGAUCUCUACUAUCAGCCUGGUGUCUCCAGCAGGGCCAAGCCCAUCACCUCAUCUGGACGCCAAGGCAUUCUCUUCAAUGGGAUUUCUGACUGGCUGUAUGAAGAGGAGAUCCUGCAAGCAGCUGGUGCACACUGGUGUUCACCUGAUGGCAUAUGGUUAGCCUAUCUCACCAUCAACAAUUCCGUGGUGCCCAAGAUGGAGCUGCCCCAGUUCCUGGGAGGAAACUACCCAGCUAGCCAGCAUUAUCCUUACCCCAAGGCUGGCCAGCCCAUUCCCUCCGUUCAGCUGUUUGUGGUUAACCUGUCUGGGGCACGGCUUCGCCCACUGGAGCUCCUUCCUCCCGAAUCCUUCCAGAGCAGGGAGUACUACAUCACCAUGGUCAAAUGGGUGGCCUUCUCCCGGCUAGCUGUGAGGUGGCUAAACAGGCCACAGAACAUAUCCGUGUGGAGCCUCUGUGAGGUGGUCGCAGGAACCUGUGCUGAGAAAUACAAGGUGACAUCAGAUGCCUGGGUGAACAUGCAGCAGGGAGUGCCUAUCUUUUCUGAAGAUGGGGAGACCCUGUUUCUUCCUGUGCCAGUGAAGCAGGGCCCACGAGGGGAAUUCCACCAUGUCACCAUGCUUUCCACACAGAUGAGCCGCAAGGAGAGCAGUGUGCGCCUCCUUACUUCUGGGAACUGGGACGUCACCAGGAUCUUAGCCUAUGAUGAGAACAUCAAACGGCUAUACUUCCUGAGUUCAGAAGACAGGCCAAGCGCUAGACACUUGUACAGCGUGGACCUCAGUGGCUCCUUCAACCGCACCUGUGUGACCUGCAGUCUGCUCCCCGACUGCUCCUUUGUUGAUGUCAAGUUCAGCCCUAAGAAAGGGCAUUUUAUACUGUUCUGCAAAGGGCCUGGAAUCCCACAAGUCUCUGUUCAUUUCACCAAUAACCCUCAUGACUUUCUCCUUCUGGAAGACAACCAUCUCUUGAAAGAUGGCCUUCUUCAUAAAGAAAUGCCACUGGUAGAAUUUCGCUCUUUCCGGCUAGCUGGCUAUGACCUCUCUGUGCGCAUGAUCUUGCCGCCGCCACACCAGUGCACCUCCUGUCCCCUGCUGCUGAUGCUCCCUGAAGUCCCAGGAAGUCAGAUGGCCACUGAGAAAUUCCAGCUGAACUGGGAUACCAUCCUCUCCAGCUCUUUGGGUGUGGUGCUUGUUCGAUUUGAUGGUCGGGGCUCUGGAAACCAAGGGCUCAAGCUGUUGUAUGAGGUCAGCCGCCAGCUGGGCUCCAUGGAUCUCAAGGAUCACAUCGCUUUGAUGCAGUGGCUGUUGCAGCUUCCCUACAUAGAUCGCAAGCGCAUGGCGGUCUACGGAAAGGCCUAUGGAGGCUUUUUAGCACUAAAGCUCAUGGCAGCAGUGGAAGACCUCUUCAAAUGUGGUGCCGCAGUGGCACCCAUCACCAGCUUUCGUUUCCAUGCUGCCACCUUCUCUGAACGGUACCUAGGAAUGCCAGCUCGUGAAGAUGCUGCUUACACGGUGGCCUCUGUGUUGGAAGAAGCUCCCCGCCUCAAGGAUAAAAAUAUCCUGCUUGUGCAUGGAACCGGAGAUGCCACAGUUCAUUUCCAGCACAUGGCUGAACUUCUCAUCCAGCUGCUAGCAGCAGAAUCCAACUACACCACCCAGAUCUACCCAGAUGAAGGCCACACAUUCUCUUCGGACAGCAACCGACGGCACCUCCGCCAGACCCUCGCUUCCUUCUUCCAGGCCUGCUUUAAAGAUUCAAGACACAGCCAUCUAUUAGCUGAGGACGAUGAGGAUUCCUAGCGCUCUUCCAGCGGGAU
Molecule: messenger RNA, 2384 nt
Organism: Pogona vitticeps (central bearded dragon)
Lineage: Eukaryota; Metazoa; Chordata; Lepidosauria; Squamata; Agamidae
Product: inactive dipeptidyl peptidase 10
Biological process (GO): regulation of potassium ion transmembrane transport; proteolysis
Cellular component (GO): voltage-gated potassium channel complex; plasma membrane
Molecular function (GO): serine-type peptidase activity
Source: RefSeq, a predicted model, not a curated record